This is a messenger RNA of Periophthalmus magnuspinnatus, 1812 nucleotides long. RefSeq names its product organic cation/carnitine transporter 2-like. The coding region runs from base 1 to 1812 and encodes 603 amino acids. Gene Ontology annotation, molecular function: transmembrane transporter activity. NCBI's taxonomy places the organism in Eukaryota, Metazoa, Chordata, Actinopteri, Gobiiformes, Gobiidae. Gene Ontology annotation, cellular component: membrane. The record is from RefSeq and is a predicted model, not a curated record. The transcript has 11 exons. Gene Ontology annotation, biological process: transmembrane transport.
AUGAAGGACUAUGAGGAGAGCAUAGCCUUUUUGGGCCAAUGGGGCUGUUUUCAGUUUGUGAUAUUCUUCGCCCUUUGUGCCAGUAUAAUACCCAAUGGAUUAGCAGUAUUCACUUUAGUGUUUUUAACUGAUGUACCUCCACAUCACUGCACUGUUCCUGAAGCUAAUCUGACAGAAGAGUGGCAAAAAGCAGCCAUUCCUUUAGUGGUGGUGAAUGGUGUGGAGGAGCAGAGCCGCUGCAGCAGGUACAGGCUGGAUGUGGUCUUGGAUCUGUGGGCUAAGGGCUUUGCUCCUGGAGACGUGAACCUCACCCAGCUGCAGCAGGAGCCCUGUGUGGACGGAUGGACCUACAGCAAAGACAUUUACCACUCCACUUUAGUCACUGAGUUUGACCUGGUGUGUAGUGAUCAGUGGAAGCAGCCGUUCACAUCAACCAUUUAUUUCGUUGGAGUUUUAGUUGGAUCCUUCUUUUGUGGACAGUUCUCUGACAGAUUUGGGAGGAAGCCUGUAUUUUUUAUUACUUUGGGAAUUCAGACGUUGUUCACUUUUCUUCAAGUGUUUUCGACCUCUUGGGAGAUGUAUUCAGUCCUGAUGUUUUUCAGUGGGUUGGGUCAGAUUGCAAACUAUUUGUCUGCUUUUGUUCUGGGAGCGGAAGUGUUUUGCGGAAACGUGCAGACCGUGUACACCACUGCGGGAGUGUGUCUGGGCUUCUCUACAGGAUACAUGCUGCUCCCACUCUUUGCAUAUUUCAUCAGACAGUGGAGGUUUCUGGUCCUGGCCAUCGCUCUGCCUGGAGCUGUCGUCAUCCCCCUCUGGUGGAUCACCCCAGAGUCUCCUCGAUGGCUGCUCUCUCAGGGCAGAGUGGAGGAGGCAGAGGCCAUAAUAAAGAAAGCUGCUGACAUGAACAAAGUCAAGGCUCCAACUGUCAUAUUUGAAAACUAUAAGGCUGAAGAAAAUACAGACAAGAAAAGUCCUAGACAGUAUACAGUAAUCGAUCUUUACAGAAACCGGGAGAUGAGAGUCCCGUCACUAAUCCUGGCUCUGAUUUGGUUUACUGUGGCGCUGGGUUAUUUUGGUUUGUUGUUGAACACAUCCAAACUCAGCACGGACCCAUUUCUUGCAUGUUUCAUCUCAGCCGCGGUGGAGGUCCCGGCCUACGUCGCCACAUGGUUUGUCGUAAAGUUCUUUCCCCGGAGACCCAUCAUAAUCUCUUUUAUGUUGCUGGGAGGAGCAGCUCUUUUGACUAUUCAGGCUGUCCCUCAGUCUCUACCAGCGCUGUCUAUUACUCUGGAAAUGUUUGGCAAGUUUUGCUUCACCAUUAAUGCAGCUUUGGCUUUUCCGUGUACCACGGAAAUGUACCCAACAUUCAUGAGAAACACAGCAACAGGAACCUUCUCCGCCUUCUCCAGAAUCGGGACCAGCAUUGCACCUUUUAUCUUCCAACUGAGUGUCUAUUUUCAAUUCCUGCCCUAUAUAUUUCUGGGGUCAGUGUCAUUAGCGUUGGCAAUCGGUGCGUUGUUCCUUCCAGAGACGUUUGGGCACCCUCUGCCAGACACAAUUGAUGAUAUGAAAAAGUUUCAAAGCUCUGGUUCGGACAAAGUGUGGUACAUCCUGAAACUGUUCCUGUCCAGCUGCAAAGCCCCACUUUACUCACACUCCUCACUGCCAGGGAGUGCAGCGUCUGCAGAGCACACACUGAUGCCGUCCCAUGUCCUGGCCCGUUGGCUCUCUGACUGUGCAGAGCUGGUGGGGACAGGGAGGUGGUUAGAUGUGGACACUUUGGGCUGUGUUUCGCUUUGGGCUGUGUUUUGA